ACUUGGGGGAAAAGCUGGGACGAAACCACCCAUGCAUGCAUGCCACUCUUUUCCCUUUUCCGUUGCGGGAAGCCAUGUGCCAUAUCUGGGGUAUGUGCGGAGUUAAAAAGAAGCUUGUCCGCUUCAUGAUUGAGUCGAAGAUUGCCUCCUUUGGAAAAACGAAAGAAGCAAUUGUCACACACAUACUCAAUCGCCAGCGAGUCGGAGUGAGACGAAGAGUUCCCACGAGGGCUGACAAACCCCCCGACUCGGCAUCCCAAUCAACAAAUUUAUCUCUGAGGAAGCCCCCCCCCCCCAAACUUCACGACGACUGGUGGGAACCAAACAUGGCAGACGGGAAGCAGUCCGAGGUGGACCACGCCUCGCUACACCACGAGCACUGCGUCGGCGCCGGCGCCGGCAACCUGGAAGAUGCGCCGCCCAAGCUCUCCAUCGAAGCCGCUGAGCGGCGCGGGCUGCAGCCGCCGCCCAUCGUCGCGGCCAUGUCGCACGAGUACCGCGUCGACCUCGAGAAGAAGCUGAAGCGCAAGGUGGAUAUUCGCUUGCUGCCCAUGAUUGUCAUCAUGUAUAUCUUAAACUACAUUGACAGGAACAACAUCGCCGCGGCGCGUCUGGCGGGUUUGGAGCGGGAUCUCAACCUCGAUCCCAAUUCGAACCAGUUCCAGACGGCUGUGAGUAUCUUGUUUGUUGGGUAUCUUCUCAUGCAGGUUCCUUCGAACCUGUUUCUCAAUAAGAUUGGAAAGCCUGCGCUAUACCUGCCAACAUGUAUGGUCAUCUGGGGCGUCAUCUCCGCCACAACAGCCGCGUGCCGCAACUACGCAGGCCUCCUCGUGAUCCGCUUCGUCCUCGGCUUCGUCGAGGCGGCCUACUUCCCGGGCUGCCUCUACUACCUUUCCUGCUGGUACACGCGCGAGGAGCUCGGCCUGCGCACGACGAUCCUCUACACGGGCUCCCUCAUCUCGGGCGCCUUUUCGGGGCUCAUCUCGGCGGGUAUCACGGGCAACAUGGACGGCGCGCGCGGGCUCGGCGCCUGGCAGUGGCUGUUCCUCAUCGAGGGCGUCGUGACUGUCGCGAUUGCGUUUGCGGCGUUCUUCGUGCUGCCCAAUUUCCCGAGGACGACGUCGUGGUUGACUGAGGAGGAGACGGCGCUCGCGGUCUGGAGGUUGGAGGAGGACAUUGGCGAGGAUGAUUGGAAGAAUAGCGGGGAGCAGACGUUUUGGCAUGGGUUCAAGACGGCGUUGGAGGAUGUCAAGACGUGGAUUCUGCUGGUCCUCAUCUUCUGCAUCGUUGCCUCGGCCUCCAUUACAAACUUCUUCCCCACCGUCGUCCAGACCCUCGGCUACAACAGAGUCAUCUCCCUCCUCCUAACAUGCCCGCCCUACGUCCUCUGCGUCAUCACGACCUGCAUCAACGCCUGGCACGCCGACCGCACGGGCGAGCGCUACUUCCACAUCGUCGUGCCCCUCUGCGUCGCCAUGGCGGCCUUCAUCCUCGGCGCCGCCACCCACGGGACCGCCCCGCGCUACGUCGCCAUGAUGCUUCUCGUUCCCGGUGUGUACACCGGCUACACCACGGCGCUGGCCUGGAUCAGCAACACUCUGCCGCGCCCCCCUGCCAAGAGAGCCGCCGCGCUGGCGUUUAUCAAUGCUGUUAGUAAUUGCAGCAGUAUUUACGCUAGCUACUUGUACCCGACAAAGGAUAGCCCGCAGUAUACGGCGGCGUUCAUUCACAACUGUGUUGCUUGCUUUAUUGCCAUCUGCGCGGCGACGGUGUUGAGGUUUGUGUUGGUGGGGUUGAAUCGCAAGUUGGAGAGGGGGGAGCACGUCGAGGGUGCUAUCAAUGCUGCGCCGGGAGAGGCGGCGGCGCAUGGGUUCCGGUUCAAGAUAUGAGCGAUUGGCUCCUCAUCGGAAGUGAUUUGGGUUCUGGACGAAGAAUCACUAGUGGCGAGGAUGAGCCGUAGAUAUCUAAGUUCUCUAGUAUCUAUAGGAUGAGAGACGUAAAUACGACACAAGCACGAUAGUUCAUAUCAUUGUUAGCACGAUUCGACAUGAAUAUUGGGAAUCAGUAUUUUCAACAUAUCGGCUUACUCGGCAGAGAUCCAUUCGAUUGCAUUCCAC
Colletotrichum phormii is the source of this 2117-nucleotide messenger RNA. Its product is annotated as major facilitator superfamily domain-containing protein. Lineage: Eukaryota; Fungi; Ascomycota; Sordariomycetes; Glomerellales; Glomerellaceae. Gene Ontology annotation, biological process: transmembrane transport. Bases 327 to 1889 code for a protein of 520 amino acids. The record is from RefSeq and is a predicted model, not a curated record. Gene Ontology annotation, molecular function: transmembrane transporter activity. Gene Ontology annotation, cellular component: membrane. The transcript has 4 exons.